GGCGGCGCUGAGGGAGCGAUGGCGGCGGUGAGGGAGCGUGGGGCCGGGUGGUCGCUGUCCGAGCGCCUGCGGCUGGUGCUGGGCGACCGGAGCCGCGCCAACGGGGUGCUCGACAUCCUGGAGCGGCUGCAGGCUGAUCAAGAGGCUGAUAUUCUUGAAGCUAUCAGGACCUGUAACACGUUAUUUUGCACCUUGCUGCAGCGAGGAGAUCUUUUUGUCGGGCAGUUGCCUGGGGAAGACAAGGCGAUGGCAGCUGACUACGAUGCAGAGACAAAGUACAAGAUCUGGAUGAGGCAUCGGUAUCGCGCUUGUGUCCGACAGCUCUUUCAUCUAAUGGACCUUGAAUCUGAAGGAGUGCAGGAACUGGCACUGCGUACGCUGAUGAAGUUUGUUCAGACGGAAGGAAUGAGGCCUCUUGUCCAACGUGAGCAUGAAGAUUCUUCUGUCUUCCCCGUACAGUUGCUGACGUCACUUGUGAAACACUUGCUUCAUGUGGAAAGAGAUGCCUCAUCCCUGAUCUCCUGUUAUCAGGGGUAUUUGAAGUAUGCUGAUGUUCGUUACUACACCAUGGCCUCCACUGCUGAUAACAUAUCAAAAGUUAUUCAUAGGGCUAAGGGGGCUGUACUCCCUGUUUACCAACAAAAUGUGUUUAGCCUUUUGUCCUCGAUCCACAUGCCAACUGAAGAGAAGGACCUCAAGGAUUUCCUGGUGAAGCAAAAAAGGAAGCAUGAGGGAUACAAAGCAUCAAAGCUCGAGGAACACAAAAAAAAAUUCGAGCAAGUGUGGCUGGUGUUCCUUAAGUAUAAGCUGCCUGCCGCUCUCUACAAGAAGGUGCUGGUGAUUUUACACGACGCUGUUCUGCCACACAUGAGCGAGCCAGUCCUGAUGAUUGAUUUCCUCACUGCUGCCUACGACAUGGGAGGAGCCAUUAGCCUACUUGCCUUGAAUGGGCUUUUCUACCUCGUUCAUCAGCACAACUUAGAAUACCCAGACUUUUACAAAAAGCUUUACAGCUUAUUGGAACCCUCUGUGCUCCACGUGAAGUACCGGGCCAGAUUCUUCCAUCUGUUGGAUCUAUUCUUGUCUUCCAGCCAUUUACCAGCUUACCUGGUGGCAGCGUUUAGCAAGCGUUUAUCCAGACUGACUCUCUCAGCGCCGCCUGAGGCCUUGCUAAUGGUCAUCCCCCUCAUCUGUAACCUGAUCCGUCGCCAUCCGUCCUGCAAGGUUCUUCUCCACCGGCCCAGUGAGGCUCAAGAUCUCUCUGCUGAUCCGUACAUGAUGGAUGAAGAAGAUCCUGCAAAAAGUCGAGCACUGGAGAGUUCCCUAUGGGAGCUACAGACUCUGCAGCAACAUUACCAUCCUGACGUUGCCAAUGCAGCAGCCGUAAUCAAUAAAACUUUGUCGGACCAAGAGACUGACCUCUCUGUGCUCUUCGAUCUUUCUGUUCCACAGCUCUUUGAAAAGGAACCAAAGAAGAGAGCAAGAUGUGCCCCCUUGGAGUUUGAGCCUGCGGAGGGGUUACUGAGCAAGCGGAAUGACCUGGUCUCUCAGCACUGGGCUUUGGCGUAAUAACAGUUGCUGCAACUGCAAAAAAUCAUUCUGGCUGAAAGCGAAACCAGUAAAGUUAUGAGUCUGUUGCUUUGUAAUAGAUUUGUACAGAAGGAAACCA
Messenger RNA from Pristis pectinata (smalltooth sawfish), 1669 nucleotides. RefSeq names its product nucleolar complex associated 4 homolog (gene noc4l). Gene Ontology annotation, biological process: ribosome biogenesis. Bases 19 to 1569 code for a protein of 516 amino acids. Gene Ontology annotation, cellular component: Noc4p-Nop14p complex; nucleolus; small-subunit processome. The record is from RefSeq and is a predicted model, not a curated record. The transcript is spliced from 15 exons. Lineage: Eukaryota; Metazoa; Chordata; Chondrichthyes; Rhinopristiformes; Pristidae.